Molecule: messenger RNA, 4687 nt
Organism: Scleropages formosus (Asian bonytongue)
Lineage: Eukaryota; Metazoa; Chordata; Actinopteri; Osteoglossiformes; Osteoglossidae
Gene: ar
Product: androgen receptor
Exons: 9
Coding region: 432-2936 (834 amino acids)
Biological process (GO): regulation of DNA-templated transcription
Molecular function (GO): zinc ion binding; sequence-specific DNA binding; DNA-binding transcription factor activity
Source: RefSeq, a predicted model, not a curated record
CUGGACGAGACCCAAAGGAUUUAAUAUUGAGUCUCUUUGGGAAAAGGCCCAAGUUCGCGGGCAGACGCCGAAGUGAAGAGCUUUCAAGGACUUUUUGCCACAGAAUAGAUUUCUUGUUCGUGGGCAAAACUCGCUGUCACAACUGUAGUAGUCUGACAAGAAAAAUAAUUGUAGAAACUUGUUUAAGAAAAAAAAUCGAAAUAUUCGUGGAGAUACAGAAAAAAAAAUGUGAGGCGGCGAAGUGUUUAAUAAUCUAUGGUUAGUAGUAAAGUUAGUUAUUGAGUAGAGGAGCGGAAGGCGAACAGUCAGUGUUAAUAAAAAGACCCCCGGUGUGUUCUACCGAAGAGUUUGUGAAGUGAAGAACAGCUCGCGCGUCCCACGCUCCGACUUGCGGGGCCUGUCCCUGUUGCCGCAGACACGGUGGCCGCACCAUGGAGAUCCCCCUCGGAUUAGGAGGAGUCUGUGACUCCCCGAACACCGUUUUCCGUGGACGUUUCCACGACGUACUUCACGGCGCGCACGGACUGCACGAGUCGGACGCGAGGCGCGGCUGCGCGCGCGCCGGACACGCUUGGGAGAUGCGCCAGAGCGCGGGACGGUCGCCCGAGAGAGGUACGAGCGGCGGGGCGUCUCGUGAGUCGAACGCCGGUGAGGCGGCGGCGGCUGCUGUAGCGGAGAGCGCGCGCACCUCGCGAUACCCGCACUGCGAGCCCGCCGCACCCCAUGAUCCUGUGAGAAACUUGCCGGGUGCCCGAGGGGAGCUCUUCGCGCUGCGCUCGCGGGAUGCGGGCGAGAAUGCGCACAACGCGGAACGGCGGCGCUCUCCGCCAACCGCGUCCAAACAGGGCGCGGAGAUAAAUCCCGACGGUGACGCCCGAGUCCCGACCAGUCGCUCUGACUCCAACUCUGACUCGCCUCGCACCACCAUCUCGGAAACGGCGCGCGAGCUGUGCAAAGCCGUCUCCGUGUCUCUCGGCUUGAACCUGCUGGACUCCAAUGAGAUGGCGAUGAGCGAGCCAGCGCCCGGCGAAGCCCCCUCUCUGGACCCCGACCCCCGAAGUCUCGCAAACUACGCGUUCGAUGUGCCCUUCCUGGCGUGUGCGGGGGCGGCGGGCUACAAGUGUCCAGACGGAAAGCACGCGCAAAGUUACACUCAGCGCGCACACAUGGGCGAGUCGAGGAACGAGGGCACGCCGCUGGGCUACCUCGGCUCCGUGGGCGCCGGGGACGCAGAAGUCCUCGCCCUGAGCGCAGAGGGACACACUCUGACUCGGUCGGAGGACCGCGUGGACGUGCGCGCGACCCCCGCGGCUCCCCUGGACCACCUGUUGCCGGCGGACGCGGCGGCGCUCUACCGGCCCGCGGACCCGCCACCCGCGGACUUCACCUACAGGCCCCCCCGGGGGCGCGCGAAAGAAGCCCAAGGGUGCACUGAGUUCGCAGCGCCGUACGGGGUCAAGAUCAAGUCCGAGGAGGUGACCGCGGGAGAAAGCGCGGGAGCCUGGGGCCACCAGUACCGCUACGGUCCGGACGGCGUCACCGCCAGCGCUCGUUAUGGACCUGCGCCCCCCCCGGGCACGCACGUCGCGCCCCCCUACAGCGUGGCACAGUCCCACGCGCUCGUCCGCAGCACUUUCGACUACGGGCGCAACGGGGGUCCUCCCAGGGACUGCCCCGAGCAGUGGCCCGCCGGCGGCAUGGUGGCCAGGAUGCCCUACGGCGGCCCCCCGGAACCCAAGAGCGAGGUGACCGACUGGCUCGAGAUGCCCUACUCCGACGGACGGUUCGAUGGCGGACGGCAGCACGUGUUCCCGGCGGAGUUCUUCUUCCCCCCUCAGAGGACCUGUCUGAUCUGCUCGGAUGAGGCCUCCGGCUGCCACUACGGAGCACUCACCUGCGGCAGCUGCAAGGUCUUCUUCAAGAGAGCUGCCGAAGGAAAGCAGAAAUACCUGUGUGCCAGCAGAAAUGAUUGUACCAUCGAUAAGCUAAGGAGGAAGAACUGCCCCUCUUGUCGUCUGAAGAAGUGCUUUGAGGCUGGGAUGACCUUAGGAGCUCGAAAACUGAAGAAGAUGGGUCAGCUGAAAGCUCCGGAAGACACCCCACUGCAGACCUUGUCGGAUGCUGUCCCGUCCAUCUCCCCCAAAAGUGUCAUCAGCUUCCAGUCCCAGGAGGUCUUCCUCAACAUCCUGGAGGCCAUCGAGCCGGAGGUUGUCAACGCGGGGCACGACCACGGGCAGCCUGACUCGGCCGCCACCCUGCUGACCAGCCUCAACGAGCUAGGGGAGCGGCAACUGGUCAAAGUGGUCAAGUGGGCCAAAGGCCUGCCAGGAUUUCGCAAUCUGCACGUGGAUGACCAGAUGACCAUUAUCCAGCAUACUUGGAUGGGAGUGAUGGUGUUUGCACUGGGUUGGAGGUCCUACAAAAACCUGAAUGCCCGAAUGCUUUACUUUGCUCCUGACCUUGUGUUCAAUGACUACCGGAUGCAUGUCUCCAGCAUGUACGAGCACUGCAUCCGGAUGCGGCACUUCUCCCAGGAGUUUGUCCUGCUCCAGAUCACCCAGGAAGAGUUCCUCUGCAUGAAGGCGCUGCUGCUCUUCAGCAUCAUUCCAGUUGAGGGGCUCAAGAGUCAGAAGUACUUUGAUGAACUGCGGAUGAGCUACAUCAACGAACUGGACCGUCUCAUCAACUGUGGGAGAAAGAACAAAAACUCACAGAGGUUCCUGCAGCUCACGCGCCUCAUGGACUCACUGCAGCCGAUCGUGAGGAAGCUUCAGCAGUUUACAUUUGACCUUUUUGUCCAAGCUCAGUCCCUCCCCACGAAGGUCAGCUUUCCAGAAAUGAUAUCCGAGAUCAUCUCCGUUCAGGUGCCAAAGAUUCUUGCUGGCAAGUCCAAGCCAAUCCUCUUUCACAAGUUGCAAGAUUCCCCGUCAUCCUGAAGUGGUGGCUGGCCUCCUGCCCGUUUCAGAGGUUUCAGCCGAGGCUUUCGUCUGCAGUUUUCAUGGUCUUUCCUUCUAAUUUAGAUUGCUCAGUGUAUCAGUCAGAGCCAUUACAAUACUUUGGUUGCUUAUGAGCUAAAAUUGAGUUAAUUUUCUCAAAUUUGGCAUACAGAUUGUUGGUAGUUCCAAACUAUAAGCACAUCUUUAACACGGCUGAAAUAUGCAGGGUAAAACAAAGAAAAAUCCCGUCACAGUCCUUGCACUAACUCUAUGCAUCCUUUUAUGCGCGAAGACAAAUUUACGACCCAAAUCUAUAAAUUGGUUUACUACACUAAAUAGCUACAAUAUUGCAUUUACCAGUCAUACAAAACUAUUUAUCCAUAUGAAGAGAUUGUUUUACUAAUAUUCAUAUGUAUACUGCACACACAAAUAUGCAUUCAUGCAUUUUAAACUUGUAUAUAUACUUUUGACACACAUAUAUACUUCUUGGGGGUUACAACAACUGGUAAACACUUAAGACAUUAUAUUCAAGGCAGAAGUUCAUUAAGGUUUUCACACAAUUUAAAAAUCUUUAUUCCAGUAAAUGAGAGAGUGACAGCUUUGAUGAAGGUCGAAAGAUUGAUUCACGAAUAAGUCAAUAUAAAAUCGUCAAUUUCACAGUAGUGGAACUGGCAGGAGUUUUUUUUUUUUUACAGUAGGUCAGGUUGUGAAGGUGGUCAUAAUAAUUUGUCAGUUCCUGAUGUAAGCUCAAGGCAUUUGUUUCAACGUGGAAAGACAUGAAAAUGUUUGAAGUACAGUCACUGCAUGCACCAUUCACAGUGCAUACUGCUAUUUUUAAGCAUGCGUUUAUGGAUAUACAGUGUUUUAAUAAGUCAUUAAACAGAUGUAUAUGUUGCUACAAGUGUGAAAAUGUGCUUGUUUAUUCUUGGAAUUUGAAAUACCUGCAAAUCUGAAGUGUCUGUAUGCUUUUAGAUAUUCAAACAUUAACGUGCCAAGGCAGUCUUUAGUAGAAGUUGUUUCACUAACUUCAAGAGAUCAUAUUUAAAGCUUUCUUGCAUUGAAUGACUUUUGGUAUUUUCAUAGCUACAAUAUUUUUAAUACUGCUGAAAAUUUAUAAACCACAUUUCUAGGUAUUACUGUCUGCUAUUUGGUCCUUCUUAUGUAUCUCUGAACAUACUGAUCUCUCAUAAUUAUAAAUUGGUAAAGUAAAUCACAGCUGUUGCAACUGAAACCCGUUUCUGGUUUUCUUCGUACCGUCAAUGAAGAAUCCGCCCAGCUACCAAAUGGAUUUGAAGAGUAUAUUUGUAAAUUCACUCAUUUUAAUUAGCUUUUGUAUAAAAUGACAAUUUUUAAAAUGUAUGCUUUUGAGAAUCAAAUGUUUUUGAUGUUCAAAGAAUUUAAUGCAUUGUAUCUAGUUGAUGUGUUCAGAGUUGUAUAGUGUCAUUGUGCAUAAUUAGUUGAAUCAUGUGCAAUGCGUUUUUGUUCAGCAAAAGGAAGUCUUUAUUAUUUGUAGCAGACUACAAAUAGGCAUGUUCCUCUUUUUUGUAUCAGCAAUAAAUGCUUUAUCAAACCAUUCAUCUAGUCCAGAGAAUUAGCUCUUCUUGUGCACACUAAGACUAAAAGGAAAAAAAAGCAAAUAUUGAGCAUGUCAAUGGUUUUUUUUGUUGUGUUUUUUUAUAAUGUAGGUUUCUUGCAGUUGAUACUUUUUUAUAUUUAGAAUUCCAAAAAUUAUUAAUUGCAGUUAAUUUUUG